GAGUGCAGGCGGAGACUGUGUCUUUGCACGCAGCAUCACGGAUUUCUCAGAGCAUCAGACGUAGCCUAUUCUCUGCAUCACGUAGAAAACCGAAUAGCAUUAAGAUAACGUUUCGAAACGAGUUUCAAGUUAUUCUGAAUCGACCUUUUAGAAAGGGCAUUUUGGCUGAUUUCCUUACACAUCGACCAAUUUCAGUCCGUUACCUUCAUCCUCUUUAGGGACAAGAUGUUGGAUCCAUCGUCCAGCGAGGAGGAAUCGGAUGGGAUAGUGGAGGAGGAAAGCAAGGAGGUGAUGGCACCCCAGGCCGGAUCCCGCAUAUCUCCAAGCAGGACCAGCGAGAGCUCUGGCGGACUGGCGCCGAGCAGCAGUCGCAGCAGCGCCCGACCAACUAGUCCGAGUCCGUCGGCUGCCAGUGAGCAGGAAAAACAGGAGGUGGAGAAUUUGCAAAGGGAGGAAGAGGAGCGUAAAAAGAAGCUGCAGCUUUAUGUCUUUGUAAUGCGGUGCGUCGCCUAUCCAUUCAAUGCAAAACAGCCCACUGACAUGGCACGGCGACAACAGAAGAUAACCAAGCAGCAACUGGAGCAGACCAAGGGCCGCUUCCAGGCCUUUCUCAACGGGGACACUCAGAUUGUGGCUGAUGAGGCUUUCAUCAAUGCUGUUCAGAGCUACUACGAGGUGUUCCUCAAGAGUGACCGUGUGGCAAAGAUGGUCCAGAGUGGAGGCUUCUCAGCCAAUGACUGCAGGGAGGUCUUCAAGCGGCACAUCGAGAAGCGCGUCCGCAGCCUGCCCGAGAUCGACGGCCUGAGCAAGGAGACGGUGCUGAGCUCCUGGAUGGCCAAGUUUGACACCAUCUACCGUGGAGACGAGGACCCGCGCAAGGCGCAGCAGCGCAUGACGGCCAGCGCCGCGUCCGAGCUCAUCCUCAGCAAGGACCAGCUGUACGAGAUGUUCCAGAACAUUCUGGGCAUCAAGAAGUUUGAGCAUCAGCUGCUCUACCAAGCCUGCCAGUUGGACAACCUGGAUGAGCAGGCUGCUCAGAUCAGACGAGAGUUAGACGGACGUCUUCAGAUGGCAGACCAGAUUGCCCGGGGUGGAAAGUUCCCCAAGUUUGUGUCCAAAGAGAUGGAAGCCAUGUACAUCGAAGAGCUCAAAUCAUCAGUGAACCAGCUGAUGGCCAACCUGGAGAGCAUGCCCGUGUCCAAGGGGGGAGACUUCAAACUGCAGAAGCUCAAGCGGGGCCACAACACCUCCAUCAUAGACAUGGGCCAGGAGGACGAGAACACGCUGUCCAAGUCUGACGUGGUGCUCUCCUUCACCCUGGAGGUGGUGAUCAUGGAGGUGGUGGGGCUGAAGUCUCUGGCUCCUAACAGGAUUGUCUACUGCACCAUGGAGGUGGAGGGGGGAGAGAAACUCCAGACAGACCAGGCUGAGGCCUCCAAGCCCACCUGGGGGACCCAAGGGGACUUCACUACCACACACCCUCUCCCUGCUGUCAAGGUGAAACUGUUUACAGAAAGCACCGGAGUGCUGGCACUGGAGGACAAGGAGCUGGGCAGGGUUGUUCUUCACCCAACCCCUAACAGCCCCAAGCAGUCCGAGCUGCAUAAGAUGGCCUUGACCAAGGCCUGUCCUGACCAUGACCUGAAGAUCAAACUGGCUAUCCGCAUGGACAAACCCCAGAACAUGAAGCAUUCUGGGUACUUGUGGGCAUUUGGCAAAAAUGUGUGGAAGCGCUGGAAGAAGCGAUUCUUCGUACUGGUGCAGGUGAGCCAGUACACGUUUGCCAUGUGCAGCUACAGAGAGAAGAAGUCUGAGCCUCAAGAACUGCUGCAGCUGGAUGGCUACACUGUAGACUACACUGACCCCCAGCCUGGCCUGGAUGGUGGCAGAUCUUUCUUCAACGCCGUGAAGGAGGGAGACACUGUCGUCUUCGCCAGCGACGACGAGCAGGACCGUAUCCUGUGGGUGCAGGCCAUGUACCGUGCCACAGGCCAGUCCCACAAACCCGUCCCCCCCACCCAGGUCCAGAAACUCAACUCCAAGGGGGGGGCCGCAGCUCAGAUGGAUGCUCCCAUUUCUCAGUUCUAUGCAGACAGAGCUCAGAAACACGGCAUGGAUGAGUUUAUCUCCGCUAACCCCUGUAGCUUUGACCACGCCUCCCUGUUUGAGAUGGUGCAGCGCCUCACCCUGGACCACAGGCUCAAUGACACAUUCUGCUGCUUGGGAUGGUUCAGUCCAGGCCAGGUGUUUGUCCUGGAUGAGUACUGCGCCAGGAAUGGAGUGCGGGGUUGUCACAGACAUCUCUGUUACCUGCGCGAUCUGCUGGAGAGGGCGGAUAACGGGGCCAUGAUUGACCCCACCCUGCUGCACUACAGUUUCGCAUUUUGCGCCUCUCAUGUCCAUGGCAACAGGCCAGAUGGAUUGAGCACGGUCAAAGUGGAUGAAAAAGAGCGCUUUGAAGAAAUCAAAGAGCGGUUGCGAGUGAUCCUGGAAAACCAGAUCACACAUUUCAGAUACUGCUUCCCUUUUGGCCGUCCUGAGGGAGCGCUAAAGGCUACCCUGUCUCUGCUGGAGAGGGUGCUGAUGAAGGACAUAGUAACCCCUGUCCCACAAGAGGAAGUUAAAGGGGUAAUCCGCAAAUGUCUGGAGCAGGCUGCUCAGCUUAACUACCAACGAAUCACAGAAUAUGCUAAGAUUGAAGUUGAGAAAAAUGAAAAAAAGGAUCCAAAGGAUCCAGAGAACGUAGGCCGCUUAGUCACGCCUGCCAAAAAACUGGAGGAAACUAUUCGCCUGGCGGAGUUAGUCAUAGAGGUCCUCCAGCAGAACCAGGAGCACCACGCUGAGGCGGCAGUCACAAGUUCUGGAGAUCAAUCGGGAAAAGAGGCCUUCGCCUGGUGGACAGACCUCAUGGUGGAGCAUGCUGAGAACUUCCUGGCCAUGUAUGCUGUAGACAUGGAUGCUGCCCUGGAGAUCCAGUCUCCUGAGAGCUGGGACAGCUUCCCUCUCUUCCAGCUGCUUAAUGACUUCCUCCGGACUGACUAUCACCUGUGCAAUGGAAAGUUCCACAAACACCUGCAGGACCUGUAUGCUCCUCUGGUGGUUAGAUAUGUGGACCUGAUGGAGUCUUCCAUCGCACAGUCAAUUAACAGGGGCUUUGAGCGAGAGUCAUGGGAGCCUGUUAAGAGUUUAACAAGUAAUCUGCCCAAUGUGAAACUACCAAAUGUGAACCUCGAAAUUCCCAAAGUACCAAAUCUGCCAGUGCCAGUAGCAGGACUAUCAGUUAACCUUCCACAAAUGCCUAGCUUUUCCACCCCGUCAUGGAUGGCAGCUAUAUAUGACUCUGACAACGGUUCUGGGGCAUCAGAGGACAUGUUCUGGAAGCUGGAGGCCCUGCAGACCUUCAUCAGGGACCUCCACUGGCCCGAGGAGGAGUUUGCCAAGCACCUGGACAACCGCAUGAAGCUCAUGUCCAGUGACAUGAUUGAGAACUGCGUCAAACGCACAAGGAUGGCGUUUGAGUCCAGGCUGACCAAGAGCAGCAGGUCCACAGACUUCCGCAUCUCUCCAUCCAUCUGCACCAUGUAUAACGUGAUGGUGGACGCCAAGGACCAGUCAGCCAAGCUGUGCGCCAUGGAGAUGGGGCAGGAGAAACAGUACCAUGCUCAGAUAGAUGAACUGAUUGAGGAGACCGUGAAAGACAUGAUCUCCCUACUGGUUGCAAAGUUUGUGGUCAUUCUCGAGAGUGUGUUGGCUAAGAUUUCAAGAUAUGAUGAAGGAACUCUUUUCUCCUCUUUCCUUUCAUUCACGGUGAAGGCAGCAUCCAAGUAUGUGGAUGUCCCUAAGCCUGGGAUGGAUGUUGCCGACGGCUACGUGACCUUUGUGCGCCACUCUCAGGACAUGCUGCGUGAUAAGGUCAAUGAGGAGGUGUAUAUAGAAAGGUUAUUUGAUCAAUGGUACACUGCCACCAUGAACCUGCUGGGGACCUGGCUGACCGAGCGCAUGGAACAGCAGCUCCACGUCUACCAGCUGAAGAUCCUCAUCAGGAUUGUGAAGAAAAAGUACCGUGACUUCCGCCUGCAGGGGGUGCUAGACUCCACCCUGAACAGCAAGAUGUAUGACACGGUGAGGAACCGGCUCACCCUGGAGGAGGCCACUGCGUCCGUGAGGGAGGGAGGCAUGCAGGGCAUCUCCAUGAAGGACAGCGAUGAGGAGGAUGAAGACGAUGACUAGAGCGCCUGCACUGACUCCAUCCCCUCGCUCCUCCCCCCUCUCCCUGUCACCCCAUCGCUCCUUCCCCUUCUCCCUGUCACCCCCUCG
Messenger RNA from Hypomesus transpacificus, 4317 nucleotides. It is a transcript of the gene cadpsb, whose product is annotated as Ca2+-dependent activator protein for secretion b. Gene Ontology annotation, cellular component: glutamatergic synapse. NCBI's taxonomy places the organism in Eukaryota, Metazoa, Chordata, Actinopteri, Osmeriformes, Osmeridae. The record is from RefSeq and is a predicted model, not a curated record. Gene Ontology annotation, biological process: synaptic vesicle exocytosis; dense core granule exocytosis; positive regulation of exocytosis. The coding region runs from base 226 to 4230 and encodes 1334 amino acids. The transcript is spliced from 31 exons.